Molecule: messenger RNA, 984 nt
Organism: Aspergillus homomorphus CBS 101889
Lineage: Eukaryota; Fungi; Ascomycota; Eurotiomycetes; Eurotiales; Aspergillaceae
Gene: pmeA
Product: putative pectin methylesterase
Exons: 3
Coding region: 1-984 (327 amino acids)
Biological process (GO): cell wall modification
Molecular function (GO): pectinesterase activity
Source: RefSeq, a predicted model, not a curated record
AUGCAUUUCAAAUCUACUCUCGUCACCCUGAUCGGGUUGACUGCCCCGGUCUUUUCAGCGCCAGCGAUAAACCUGGAGAAGCGCACGAGUCGCACCAGCGCGCCUUCGGGCUGUUUGAGCGUCGGCUCUGGUCAGACAUACUCGACCAUCGGAGCUGCCCUCACAGCCUUGGGCUCGUCCACUACCGAUGCGUGCAUUUUUGUCGCCAGUGGGACUUACUCCGAGCAGCUUACCAUCAAGUAUGGCGGAGCUUUGACACUGUACGGACAAACCAGUGACACUGGCUCAUACAAGAACAAUGUUGUGACCAUUACCCACACUAUCUCUUCGCCCGAGGCUGGGUCCUUGGACAAGAGUGCUACCGUGAACGUGGUGUCCGACAACUUCAAGAUGUACAAUAUCAAUGUGGCCAAUGGUUACGGCAAAGGUGCUCAAGCUGUGGCACUUGUCGCAAAUGCGGAUCAGCUUGGAUUCUACGGCUGCAAGUUUACGGGAUAUCAAGACACUCUUUACGUGAAAGCUGGCACUCAAUACUACUCCAACUGUUACAUUGAGGGUGCUGUCGACUAUAUCUUUGGAGAUGCCUCCGCCUGGUUCGGCGAAUGUGACAUUGUCUCGAAUGGCUCGGGAGCCAUCACCGCAUCCUCGCGCGAAACCUCCACUGAUGACGGCUGGUAUGCAUUCGACAACUGCAACAUUCAGGCCGCCUCAGAUGUCUCCUUGACCCAGUCUGUGUACUUGGGUCGUCCUUGGAGAGUGCUGGCCCGGGUCAUCUAUCAGAACUCGGUCUUGUCGAACAUCAUCAACCCCAAGGGAUGGACCACGAUGGCCGAGGGCGCGACCCCACUGUACUACGAGUACAAUAAUUCGGGUGCUGGAUCAAGCACUUCGAGCAGAAAAUACGAGAGCUCAAUCUCGGCGGCUGUGACUAAGACCACGGUGCUGGGUUCCACAUGGGGUGAUUGGAUUGAUCGGAGCUAUUAA